Molecule: messenger RNA, 461 nt
Organism: Ipomoea nil (Japanese morning glory)
Lineage: Eukaryota; Viridiplantae; Streptophyta; Magnoliopsida; Solanales; Convolvulaceae
Exons: 2
Coding region: 1-423 (140 amino acids)
Source: RefSeq, a predicted model, not a curated record
AUGGGCACUUGUUGUAUUGGCGGUUGCCGGUGUUGCCGCUGUUCAGGCUGUUGCUCCGGCGGAACUGCCAGAAGUGUUUCGCCGGCGGCGAGUCGUCGUCGUCGGAUUCUGGGUUUGUUGACAGGAACUCCUUCAGCAUCUUUCGGUUCUCGUCGGCAUUGGAGAGCCUCUGGGGCGUUUUGGGCUCCGGCGAGGCCGCCGGGAUUUUCUGAUUUCCACCGGGAGGAUCUGGCCGUUGGCGAAGAGCUCGUCGGCGGAAAGGGUGUGGUGGGCGGCGGCGGCGGUGGUGCAGAAGUGGAAGUCGAAGUCGAUUGUGGGUUCGAAGAGGAAGGGAUCGGCGGCUUGGAAUUGGAUGGGGACGAUGUCGUCGGAAUCUUGGAGAUCAUGGGAGAAGGAGAUUCUUGGGCUCGCCGUGGAGCUUGAGGCCUCGGAGCACACAUCCACGGCCAUGGCGGGGGGGG